This is a messenger RNA of Effrenium voratum, 2667 nucleotides long. The record is from the annotation of a GenBank genome assembly. Lineage: Eukaryota; Dinophyceae; Suessiales; Symbiodiniaceae.
AUGUUCUCUGCUUGGGCUGUAGCACGGGCGGGCUUCGCCUCUGUGCGACGGGCCAGGCCAAGCCCGCCGCCCUAUGAGCCCCGAAUCAAGCUCCCCGCCGCUGCCGAAGCGGCCAAGGAGGCGCCCGGACUCGCGGAGGACUUGGGCUUCGUGUUCCAAGAGCCCAAGGGAGCGCCCGAGCAAAGGCCCCUGAAUACCUCGGAGGCAGCACUGCAGGCCCAGAUCAGCAACGCGCGGUCCUUGGGCCACCUGCUGGACGUGGUGCGCACGCCGGACCACUUGGAUGCUCUCCAUGCCGCCACGGCGCUGUACAAGCUGGCACGGCUUGGCCCACGCAAGGGGCAGCAGGCCCUGGUGGGUUUGGAGCCGGUGGGCGCGCUGAUCCAACGGCUUGGGGAGCCGGGAGCAGUGGAGCUGGACCCCCAGGCGUCCACGUGCCUCCUGUGGGCGGUGGCGCGCUUGGGGAAGGUGCCGUGGCUGUCGGACUUGGCAAACCACAUGGCCAGGUCAGUGCCCGAUUUUUCGGGUCACCAGCUGGCCACAGCCCUUUACGCGUUGGCGCGGCUGGACACUCACCUGGAGCCUUUGUUGGAAGCUCUGCAUUUGGAGCUCCAGCGACGGCAGAAGGCAAUGGGCCCAGGUGCCACGAGCGCAAUGGACACCAUCCUCAUAGUGGACUCCCUGGCAAAGCUCCAGAUCCGUGAUGAGGCGCUGUUCAGUUCCCUGGCCCAGGCCCUGCGAAACCAUUUGGAUGCCAACGAGCUCGGGGUGCGUGAGGCGCGCCACGCGGCCUCGGCCUUUGCCAGUGCGGGGCUAUUGGACAAGAAGCUGACCCGGAGGCUGCUGGAGUGGUUGACACCGCGCCUGCCCGAGAUCACUGGGGAGGAUUUGGCGGCUUUGGCCUUUUUUCUCUCCAGGGCGGAGGUGGCCGGCUACGCCCACCGGAGCUUCUUCGAGGCUUUGCAACCAGAGGUCAUGGGGCGGGUGCAGCGGGGUGAGCUGGGGGCAAAGGAUGCGGCGAGCUUCAUCGUCAGCCUCUCGCAGGCAGGACUUCUGGAGGCCGAGUUGGUUCAACGCUUGGUGCCCCUGAUCCAGCGGUCGCCGGCAGUCCUCAACGGCCACUUUUUGGCCCUGGUGGUGCCUUGCAUCAGCCCCUUUGCGCAAAGCGUUGACCUCAAAGAGCUCAUGGAGGUCCUUGCAGAGAGGACCAACCAGUUGGCCAUGACGUUGUCCCCUCGCCAGCUGGCGCGUUUGGCCAUUGGCUUCGGGGAGGGCCAAGUGAAAUCCGCCUCACUUUGGCAGUCCUUGGCGCGAGAGGCUUUGUCCAAGAGCCAGGCCUUCUCUGCGCCCGAUGCGCUUCGGCUGCUCACGGGUUUUCACAGCAACGUGCAGAAUCCCAGGGUUUUGAAGACUUUUUGGGCCUUGGUCGCGGAGAAGAAGUCCAAGUACCUGGUGGAAGAGCUGCUGGCGUUGCUGCAACUCUGGCCCCAGCUGCCCCCCGAUCUGCGGACUGAUCCAGAGCUGCCCCGUGAGCUGGUGAAACAGCUGCGGAACCGCUUGGAGAAGGGAAAUCGGGGCUUGACUUGGCAGGCUCCGGCGGCCUUGGGGGUGGAACUUUGGGAGUGGCUGGCCAGCGGCUGCCGGAGCCUGCGGGGCGGCCUGGACCAGCGGCUGCUGAAGGCGCUGAUGGCCCAGCUCCCGCGCCAGCUGGACUCAGAGCACCGGGUGAGGCUGCUGCACGCGCUGUGCCAGGACCCAGAGAUCUUUGGGAAGGUGCGGGAGGAGUUGCAGCAGCAGGAGACUUUGCGAGUAGCGCUGGGAAAGGCCGCAGAGCUGCGGAUGGAUGAGCCUGGCAGCCAAAGAGUUGCUGCCGAGACCGUUUUUCAUUGCGCCCAGCUGGGCGUGGACGAUGCAGCUGUGCGGAAGCUGCUCAGGAGCUUACUGGACCUGCGGUCGCAGGAGGUCGAGCUUCUUGCAAAGGUUUGCUGGGCCUGUGCCGAGCUCCGCAUGCACGCGCGUGAGGCUCGGGAACUGAUGGGCAAGUUAUCGGAGAGCGACCAGACAGGUGAUGCAAUCAGCUGGUUUCGCUUGGCCUGGUCCGCCCUUGCUCUGAGUGAGCCCCGCAUCACGCAGCCACUACUGCACAGGGCAGUGAAUCUUUGUGGAGAGGGCCGCUUAUCACGGGCCUUCUGCGAUGACCGGCCUCUACAACAGUUGGCAUGGCACAGUCAGCAACACUUUGGCGUUGCUGCGUGGUCUACGGAAGUGCUCCAAGCAGGGCCUACAGCCCCCCGUGGGGCCACCGCAGAACCAGGACUGCCAGCACAGACGGAGGCUGAGAAGAUGAUCUCCUCGUUGCUGCAACAGUUGCGAGUGCCCCAUGUGGUUGCCAGAACUGGACAAGUCGGGCUUUAUCGCCUGCCAAUUUGGUUCCCCGACGGCCAGGCGACUUUGGAGCUGGACAUCAGCAGCGACCGCCUGGCCAGCGGCAGCCCCAAUGGCCAAGCCCAAGUGAGGCGCCAGCAGCUGCGAGAGGCAGGGCUCACGGUUCACGUCUUGGACCCAGCCGUGUUGCGCUCGGAAAAGCAACGUCUCCGAGCCGUGGCGGAGGCUGUAGCUCACUCCUGCCCAGAGGCAGAGGCUUGGUUGAAUGCAGGAGUGGCUUGA